This is a messenger RNA of Seriola aureovittata, 1684 nucleotides long. It is a transcript of the gene s100b, whose product is annotated as S100 calcium binding protein, beta (neural). Gene Ontology annotation, molecular function: S100 protein binding; RAGE receptor binding. Gene Ontology annotation, cellular component: cytoplasm; nucleus. The transcript is spliced from 3 exons. The record is from RefSeq and is a predicted model, not a curated record. Gene Ontology annotation, biological process: positive regulation of canonical NF-kappaB signal transduction; positive regulation of cell population proliferation. The coding region runs from base 154 to 438 and encodes 94 amino acids. Lineage: Eukaryota; Metazoa; Chordata; Actinopteri; Carangiformes; Carangidae.
UGACAGGUUGGCUGACCUCAGCGCUGCAGCCUCCACACCACCACCCACCACACUGCCACAGUAUAAAGGCUGCUGUCCAUCCUCAGCCUCCACUCUCUGGAUACACAACACACAGCUGCCUGCACUAACCCUGAGGUGAAAAGACAGGUGACGAUGACUGACCUGGAGACCUCGAUGGCCACCAUCAUUGCAGUAUUUCAGAAGUAUUCAGAGAGAGAAGGAGACAAACACAAGCUGAAGAAGAGCGAGCUGAAGGACCUGCUUCACGAUGAGCUGCCGGAGCUGAUGGCGCAUGUGAAAGACCAGGCCACGCUGGACAGCCUGAUGGAAAGCCUGGACACUGACGGCGACGCCGAGUGUGACUUCCAGGAGUUCAUGACAUUCAUCUCCGUGGUUACCGUCUGUUGCCACGAGUUUUUCGAGCAUGAGGACGAGUAAGGGGGGAGCUACAGUAAAUUAUAAAGAAGCAGUUAAGCCUAGCAACCUGCCGAUGAUGCCUUCAGAGCAGCGCAGGGUGGGAAAACACAACUCCAGCCAGCAGCCAAAAGACUAUGGGUCAGGUUGGCUGGUGGCUGACAAACAGUCCAGUCUCGUCCUCAGCUUAGUCGUAGCGAUCCUACCAUUUUCUAUUCUUCAUCAAUAUCUACAUCACUUUGAAAGCUGAGAUUUGGCAUCACCACGAAGCUCGUUACAGAACUAGCCACUGAUUUCUAAAAGUCUACCACUUAAUUAAAGUAGUUGAAAUUCCUUAACAACAUUUCACACGUCAGACAGAUGUUAAGAGCUCCAGUUGGCUGCAGAAGUUCAGCUUGUAACUUUUUAUUUAUGUGCUUUUUAAAAGCAGAGUGGCUAACUAGCUACUUGGCUGUAGCAGCCGCACAAAUCAAUCCACUAUCUAGAGGCGACUGUUUGAAAAGUUUGACAUAAAAUAGCUGACUCAAACUUUAAAAGUUAGUUCUUAUAUUAAAAACAUUAGAUUGGCUAGUGAAAGAUUCAAAAAUGGCUUCUGAGUUUCAGCCACUUACUUUGGAAACGGCCAACAAGUUCACUCACCCUCCACUCAUCACCGUGGCGAUCAACCAGCUAAUUAGCAACACCUGUGCGAGAAACAGUUUCAGAAUGACUUUGAGUUUUAGUUAAUCUAGCUGCCACUUUGGAGGCCACAAUUUAGGGGUUUACCAACUGUUAUAUUAUUUUAAGAAAUGGCAGAUUUUAAAAAUAAUUAAAUAAAAGCAACUGGCUGGUAGGUUUUGGAUGUGGCUGGAAAGUUCUACUGGGCUUGUAAAAUAAUUUAAGUGGCUGAUAAUUGCCCUUUGCUCUUGUUUUGCUUUAUUUCUUGCCCAGAGGCUCUUUUUGGAAAAUCUUUUGACUUCAUAUUUAGGUAAAUAAAUAACGACAACUAUUUGAGACAUGAGACCUUCCAAACGUCUAGUCUGCUGUUGCCUGUAGACGAGUUUCCCUCCCUGCUUCUGCUGCAGGUUUGAUCCUGUUAGAUUCAGUAGAAAACAAUCUAGAAAACAAAUUUAAGAAACAUGUACAUGCAAAGAAAACAUGGAUGAUAGCUCUAAAACUGUUAAUAAAACAGAAGAGUUUGUCUGAUGACGUGACAAUGUGUAUUUUGAAAUGUGGAGCGCUGGUUUGUUUUGAUGUUGGUGAUGUGAAAUGAAUUAAAUUAUGAAAUGUG